UUCCUCGACUCUUCGUCUACUCGCGCUCCACGUUCCUCCCUUUCUCGCCGUUCCGUCUCCGAUCGCGCUCCUCUCUCCCGCUGGACCGUUUUCCGCAUCCGUCGCACCGAGAGCGCCCGUGAUUACACACGUGUACACAAACGCGCGCGGACCGAAACGUUAAAACGCGACAGCGACGUUAUAUACCGGGGAACGAUAAAAACAUGUCGAUGACAGGUCCAGCGCAGGACGUACCGAUACGUCGGUGCCGGCCCGUGGCGAGAUAACGCGCGCGGAAUAUAACGGAGUGCGCGAAAAUCGGCGCGCGAUUCGAGACCGCGCGACGCGGCGCGGGAACUCCGUCAGAGGCCAACGGAAGCGAGUGACGUGAGGAGCGCGGUAUCGUUCUGGUCGAAGGAAACGGUCCGAGAACGUUUCCUCGUUCUCAUCUCCUCACGGCGAAACUGAAACCACCAACCCUGCGACCGGAAAGACAGUGAAACCGCACGGCGGAAUCGGUGGGUGAAUCUCCUAGUGGCCGGGGUGCACCUGUGUCCGUAGGUGUGUACGACGUCGGUUGGUCAGCUCCGGUGGUCAGCGGAGAUAAACGUCCUCUCCCGGGCUCGCCGUGUAUGUGCGGGGAGUGUGUGUUGACCGGCGCGACAGUUCCGACCGGCGGGAGGUCGACCGGAAGCGGUAAACUAGGUGAUACCGUCCGCGGGGAGCUGCUGGUAGUGGCAGAGCCUGCUAGUGGUCUGGGUCCGUUGUCUAUAUCGGGCCGGCUCUCGUUUAUGUGAUGAACGUGGUUUAAUGGUUGAUCCGCUAAAACUCUUCUGGGUUAUUACCAACAGCACCUACCUGGUAACAAAAUUCAUUCGCAUCGGGAUAGCUGACAAGAACGAUAAUCCCCCAUAUUUCGACAAGGGCCUCUACGAGGCUGAGGUAGAUGAAAAUGAGGACAUUCAGCACACGGUGCUCACCGUCACCGCCAAAGAUCACGACGAGUCCUCGCGUAUUCGAUACGAGAUCACGAGCGGGAACAUAGGCGGUGCAUUCGCCGUGAAAAACAUGACCGGCGCCAUUUACGUCGCGGGUGCGUUGGACUAUGAGACGAGAAAGAGGUACGAGCUUCGGCUUACUGCGUCGGACAACUUGAAGGAGAAUUACACGACGGUUGUAAUUCAUGUGAAGGACGUAAACGACAACCCGCCCGUCUUCGAAAGACCGAAUUACAGAACACAAAUUACCGAGGAGGACGACAGGACUUUGCCGAAACGCGUUCUCGGGGUAACCGCGACUGACGGGGAUAAAGAUAGACCGCAAAACAUUGUCUACUUCCUGACUGGGCAGGGUAUCGAUCCCGAUAAUCCCGCGAACAGCAAGUUCGACAUCAAUCGCACGACUGGAGAGAUUUUUGUUCUGAAGCCGCUGGACAGAGAUCAACCGAAUGGCCGGCCACAGUGGCGGUUCACCGUGUUUGCCCAGGACGAGGGUGGAGAAGGUCUCGUGGGUUACGCCGACGUCCAAGUUAACCUCAAGGACAUCAAUGACAACGCCCCGAUAUUCCCGCAGGGUGUCUACUUCGGCAACGUCACCGAGAACGGCACCGCAGGAAUGGUGGUGAUGACGAUGACAGCUGUGGAUUACGACGAUCCAAAUGAAGGCACGAACGCAAGACUUAUCUACUCCAUCGAGAAGAACGUCAUCGAGGAGGAAACCGGCUCGCCCAUUUUCGAAAUUGAAUCGGAAACUGGCGUUAUCAAAACUGCCGUGUGCUGCCUGGAUCGAGAACGCACCCCGGAUUAUUCUAUACAAGUCGUCGCGAUGGAUGGAGGGGGGUUAAAGGGCACCGGGACGGCAUCGAUACGGGUCAAAGACAUAAACGACAUGCCACCGCAAUUCACGAAGGACGAGUGGUUUACCGAAGUGGACGAGACGGAAGGGCCAGAUCUGCCAGAGAUGCCGAUACUCACCGUAACCGUCCACGACGAAGACGAGACCAAUAAAUUCCAAUACAAGGUAAUCGAGAACAGCGGUUACGGUGCCGAUAAAUUUACUAUGGUACGAAACAACGAUGGCACAGGAUCGUUGAAAAUUGUGCAAUCGCUGGAUUACGAGGACCAACUGCAGAGUAAUGGCUUUAGGUUUAGGAUACAAGUGAACGAUAAGGGCGAGGACAAUGACAAUGAUAAAUACCACGUGGCCUAUUCCUGGGUGGUCGUGAAAUUGCGAGAUAUCAAUGACAAUCAGCCACAAUUCGAGAAAGCCAAUAUCGAGACUACCGUGCCGGAGAACGCCCGCAUAGGCAGCAGCCUGGAAACGUUCAAGGCCACUGAUCCGGAUCAAGGUGGCAAGAGCAAGGUCUCCUAUUCCAUCGACAGAAGUUCCGAUCGAAAGAGACAGUUCUUCAUCAACGAAAACGGCACCGUGUCGAUACAGAGGAGCCUUGAUCGCGAGGAAACUCCUCGGCACCAGGUUAAAAUUUUGGCGAUCGACGAUGGAAUACCACCCAAAACCGCGACAGCUACCCUGACAGUCGUCGUACAGGAUAUUAAUGACAAUCCACCGAGAUUCCUCAAGGACUAUCGUCCAGUUUUACCGGAAUACGCGCAAACCAAAAAGGUCGUCGAGAUUCUCGCCACCGAUGAUGAUGAUCGAUCUAGGAGCAACGGCCCUCCGUUUACUUUCCGGAUGGAUCCUAACGCGAACGAUGUUAUUAGAGCUAGCUUCAAAGUUGAGAGCGAUAACAAGGGAGCCAAUGGAGACGGAAUGGCCGUGGUGUCAUCCUUGCGAUCGUUCGACAGGGAACAACAAAAGGAGUUCUUGAUUCCUAUCGUCAUCAAGGAUUCCGGGAACCCUUCAAUGUCUGGGACCAGUACCUUGACGGUUAUCAUAGGGGACGUUAACGAUAAUAAGAUGCAGCCUGGCUCCAAGGAAAUCUUUGUAUAUAACUACGCAGGACAAUCGCCAGAUACCGAGAUAGGUAGAGUGUACGUGUACGAUCUGGACGACUGGGAUCUGCCGGACAAGAAAUUCUACUGGGAAGGACUGGAGCACGCGCAAUUCAGACUGGACGAGGACUCGGGGAUGAUUUACAUGAAAUCUGGCACGCACGACGGCAAGUAUCAUCUACGGUUCAAGGUCUACGAUCGGAAGCACACGCAGACGGACGUGCCCGCGAAUGUGACUGUCACCGUCAAGAGUAUCCCGCACGAGGCGGUGUUGAAUUCAGGCUCGGUCCGAAUAUCCGGAAUAACGGACGAGGACUUUAUUCGCGUCUGGAAUUAUCAGAAUCAAACUCUGUCGCGGAGCAAAGCAGAUCUAUUCAGGGACAAGCUGUCGCAUCUAUUGAAUAUAGACAGGGACAAUGUGGAUGUUUUCAGUGUUCAAUUAAGAAGAGUGCAUCCACCGUUGACGGACGUCAGAUUCGCCGCGCACGGCUCCCUAUAUUACAAACCGGUCAGGCUUAACGGCAUUGUACUUAUGCAUCGCGAAGAGAUCGAGAAAGAUGUGGGUAUCAACAUAACUAUGGUCGGUAUCGACGAGUGUUACUACGAGAACGAGAUGUGCGAAGGCAGUUGUACGAACACCCUCGAUAUCAGCAACCUGCCGUAUAUGGUGAACGCGAACAGGACCGCCCUUGUUGGCGUACGCGUUGACGUGAUAGCCGAGUGCACCUGUGGAGCACGAAAUUUUAGCAAGGGCGAGUCCUGCAGGAACAGUCCCUGCUACAACGGCGGACGCUGCGUGGAAGACCGAUUUGGAUUGUCAUGUCAAUGUCCAUCUGGUUACAACGGCCCGAGGUGUCAGCAGACCGCUAGAAGCUUUCGGGGCAACGGUUGGGCAUGGUAUCCCGCUUUGGAGAUGUGCGAUAAUAGUCACUUGAGCUUCGAGUUUAUCACAAGAAAAUCUGACGGACUAUUAUUGUACAAUGGUCCGAUUGUUCCUCCCGAAGUCGACGAGAUAAUGGUUUCUGACUUUAUCUCGGUCGAAUUGGAACGCGGUAUACCGAGGCUACUGAUCGAUUUUGGAUCUGGCACUUUGGAGCUGAAAGUGAAGCCAAAGAAAACCUUGGACGACGGCGAGUGGCAUCGACUUGACAUUUUCUGGAAUACGGAGACCGUGAAGCUCAUCAUCGACUACUGCAAAUCCGCGGAGAUAUCCGAGUUGGAGGAUGGAAGCCCACCGGAAUUCAACGACACUAGCUGCCAGGCCACGGGCACGAUACCGCCGUUCAACGAGUACCUGAACGUGAACGCACCGCUGCAGAUCGGCGGUCUCUACGUAGAGCAGUUCGAUCCGACGCACUACAAGUGGAAGCACAUGCCGGUGGGCAAGGGCUUCGACGGCUGCAUCAAGAAUCUCUUCCACAACAGCAAGCUGUACGAUCUCGCUCACCCGGGACUCUCGCGGAACAGCGUCGCCGGUUGUCCGCAGACGGAGGAGAUCUGCAACAAUCAGGAAUCGACCUUCCGCUGCUGGGAACACGGCACCUGUGUCGGCAGCUUCACCGAGGCGAGAUGCCAGUGCAAUCCCGGCUGGACCGGUCCCGGAUGCAUGACGCCGACGAUCCCGACCACCUUCAAGCCUCAGAGCUACGUCAAGUACGCGCUGUCCUUCGAGCCGGACAAGUACUCCACUCAGGUGCAACUGAGAUUCCGUACCCGAGAGAUUCACGGCGAGCUGUUCAGAGUGAGCGAUCAGCACAAUAGGGAAUACGCCAUUUUGGAGAUCAAGGACAGCAGACUGCACUUCAGGUAUAAUCUGAACAGUCUUAGGACAGAAGAACGAGAUAUCUGGCUCUCGGCGAUAGCCGUCGACGAUGGACAAUGGCACACGGUCAGAGUGUCGAGAUAUGGAUCCGCUGCAACUUUGGAGUUGGACGGUGGCGAAGGACGAAGAUUCAAUGAGACCUUUUCCUUCGAAGGUCAUCAAUGGCUCCUCGUGGACAAGCAAGAGGGUGUCUACGCCGGUGGCAAGGCGGAAUACACUGGCGUUCGCACAUUUGAAGUUUACGCGGAUUAUCAGAAAGGUUGUUUGGACGACAUAAGAUUGGAAGGGAAACAUCUUCCGCUACCACCCGCCAUGAACGGGACUCAAUGGGGUCAGGCGACGAUGGCGCGGAACUUGGAGAGGAAUUGUCCGUCGAAUAAACCGUGUGCCAAUGUCAUUUGUCAAGAUCCCUUCGAGUGCAUUGAUCUCUGGAACGAAUACGACUGCACUUGCGGGGAGGGAAGAAUCCCCUCGCCGGAUAACAAGGGAUGCAUGGAUAAAAACGAGUGCAUCGAUUAUCCUUGCCUGAACGGUGGCAGAUGUAUCAAUCAGGACCCGCGAUUCCGAUACCGGUGCAUUUGUCCUGAUGGCUUCUGGGGCGAGAACUGCGAGCUAGUCCAAGAGGGACAGACGCUCAAGCUGAGCAUGGGCGCGUUGGCGGCGAUCCUCGUCUGUCUCUUGAUCAUUCUCGUUCUCGUCUUGGUAUUCGUCGUUUACAACAGAAGACGAGAAGCGCACAUAAAGUAUCCCGGCCCGGAUGACGACGUGAGGGAAAACAUCAUUAACUACGACGACGAGGGUGGCGGAGAGGACGACAUGACCGCGUUCGAUAUCACGCCUCUGCAGAUUCCGAUCGGUGGCCCGAUACCGGAAAUGGGUGGCAAGCUGCCUCCGUGUAAAGUAGCCUAUCCACUUGGACCGGAACCGAACGUUGGCGUCUUUAUCGAGGAUCACAAAAAGAGGGCCGAUAGUGAUCCAAACGCACCGCCCUUCGACGAUUUACGGAAUUACGCAUACGAAGGUGGCGGAAGUACCGCGGGUUCUCUAGAAUCAUUAGCCUCCGGUACGGACGAUGAGCAGCACGAGUACGAAUAUCUAGGCGCCUGGGGCCCGAGAUUCGACAAGCUGGCCGACAUGUACGGUCCCGCGGAGGAGAGCGAGGAGGAGGAAUAAUCGACCGAGCACACGACCGAGUCUCCACAUCACAUUACACCGAGUAACGCGAUCCACAUCGUCCGAAUGGGUGCUCGUGAGACCUGCACGAUCGAGACGACCCGGUCCGUCACGUCGGACGACAGAGAUCGCCGUUGCGAGCAUUCGGUGGAUCUCGAGAGAAAACGAGAGCACGCCUCUCUUCGCCGAGAGUGACGAAUCUCCCUUUCCCCGACGAACGGCGAGGGACAACUUCCUCGUAGUGGUGCAGCUAGUGAAAGUACUAAUUACACAUGUGAUGUCGCACGCACCACGUAACGACACGCCGUAUCAUCCGCGGUGCGUGCGCACAACACACACCCAGACACACACGUUACUCGGGGGUCAAAGGUGCAUAAAAGGAACGUUGCAAUAACGCGACGGCACACGGUAGAAAGAGGUGGUAAAUGAGAAGGCGUGGAAGUCUUUAGCAUAUACCUAUCUGUAUAGUACGUUAUAGUACGUAGUGAGAUAUCUCCAAAGACACGCGACACAGGACUUUUUCUAACGUGAUCCCUCACCCUCGAUACCCACACGAUUUCCGCUCAUCGGUCGCCAUCGGUAAGUCACCCACGCAUACACCUAUGUAUACAUAUAUACGUGUAGGUAUAAUAUCGCGUCGUUGUCGUCAAGUGUCGGAUCUUAGAUCGGCGUUUCGUCCUCGCGCGCAACCGGGAUCGUUCAUUUAUUUAAAUGUCGCGGAAUUGGGGCGAACGUGUUAGAUGUGUUGUAAACGAUUAAUCAAGGGCAUUCACGUACAUUCAGACACACAUAUAUACAUACACACAUAUAUACGUUAACACAGGACACCGACGAUACCGUUUUGAAAGACGGCAUGAUUCCGUCAUCGUCGUCGGCGGCGAGAUCCUUCGUUUCUUCGUCGCGCCAACUCUUCGUUUCUUCGUUCUUCUGCACGAUGUCUCUCCCGUGGGACGUAUCCUCGACGAACAUAUAUAUAUAUAUAUAUAUAUAUAUAUAUAUUUAUUUAUUGUUGUCCUGAAUGCGGAGGAAUCCCGGAAGCAACGCACUCUCGUUUAUGACGGACGAUCCUACCGUAGAUAGUCUGCCAUAAUAGGAAUUAUUGUUAAGGUAUCGUUAGUUGUCGCGACAUCGGCUCAUUGUCGUCAUCGUCAUCAUUAUCGUCAUCCUCACCGAUUAGCAUUAUAUUAUUAAAUAUUAUAAUAUAUUAUAUAAAUAUAUUAUAAAUAUGGAUUUAUAUAGAGGCGCACGACAAAAUGAGGCAAGAAAGUGAUUAAACGGAGAAAAAAAGUCCGUGAAAGGUGGGGGAGAGAGUAUGAGUUAUCGCGCGCGCGCAGUGUAAUUAUUAUAAUUACGGUAUAGCGGACAUAAAGUCUAAAUAUAAAUACAAAUAUAAAUAUAUAUAUAAAUAUAAAUACAAAUAUAUAUUAUGCAUAUACAUACAAACAGAGAAAACACGUACGAACAUACAGACAAUUAACACAGAGAGAUGAGAGAUUUGCAUUCGCUAAAAAAUAUGCUCACCGUUGAUAUAUAUAUAUCUCGAUAUAGUUUUAAUAUUUAUUUUAUGUCAUCUCUCAAAGGAGAUCGGAGCGCGAAGAGCACGGUAUAUGAGGUACGCGUGCACGAGGAGCCGUGGGGGGAGAGAGAGAGAGAUAAAUGUGGCAGGAUUUCGUUCUAGUCAUCCCGAAUGGUUCGUUGAUUCAUCGUUUCUACGUGGACAGAAUUUCUUUGCCGCUUUUCCCCACAUUUGAACGAGCGGGAACUAACUAACUCUCAUAGCAAUUAUAUAUAAUUCUAUUAAAAUUACGGGAUUACUAUUUAAGAUUUAUAAUAAAUUUCUACGAGUUUUUGGUAAAUCGCUGGAAAUUCUUUUUCCUCAAAAGCAUCCGUAAAAUAAAUCGUGAAUGAGAAAGUUAAUCCGUUUUAACUAAUAUGUAAAUAAAGAGAUUGUUAUAAAGAUACAGCAAUCUCUUUUUUGAAUUUAAUUCUUAUUAAACAAGAACGACGUCGAUAUAAUUAUAAGCCAGAUGUGACUUAACUGACGAAUAAGGAAGGAUUAAGAUUUAAAAAUGAUCAUUAAUCGUAAUUAGUCGAACCGCGCGGAUUUUAUUAACAAGGGAAAUCACAACUUAAAGGUCCCGUCUAACGCAAAAUGAGGCUCGACGAGCUUUUCGAUACCUCACGACGCCACGUGCACGCGUGAUCAUAUUAUAUCGUCGCGCGCCUUUCGCGGGAGGAACUUUCCACGCACCGAGCCCCGACUGAACCUGUAAAAUUCUCAACGGGAAUAUUAAUAGUCAAUUUACCGGUUAGGGAGAGAAAGCGAGAGAGAGGUUGAAGGGAGAAGCCGUUAGGAGUACGUCGCAAGCACUUGUACGAAUAUUGUAAUUAACAUGUGUAUGAGUGUGCCGGCGCGCGCAGUAUUUGCGUGACUGCGCAUCGCUGUAUAAUUGUCCUACCAAUGAUCGUGUUUGCGUAUGGUUUUUCAACGAAUUUGUGAUAUUAAGUUGCGUAUAUCUACAACAGUACACGUCCCCGCGUACUAUCGUCGUUCCUCGAAGACCUGCGAGCACCGACAGCGCGACCGUAUAACUCUUAACGAAGCAAAAGUCUUGAAUACGUCUGAAGAAAUCUCGAGGAAUAUUCAUGAGAUUUGCGAUAUUUCCUAGUCUUUUGUUUUGUUUGGAUUUAUAUCAGUUGCUUUUUGCGGCGCAACAUUGUGGCGACGAUAAAAUCGUUACAGCGACGGUUAUUCAAUAAAAUAAUUCUAAUUUAGUGCUAAAUUGUCGAGUAGCUCACGGGAAAAAUUACUAACAAAAUCUUGAAAAGUAGAAAUAUAUUUUUUCGAACUACAACGAAUGUCCGACGUAAUUUUAUCAUCGCGUUAUGAGACAGCAAUAAUCCUACCUCGAGCAAUAAGUUCAGUAGCAAUAGAUGCAGUUCUCUGUUCUGAGGUCUUUGAUUGCAGUUCGUCGCUUUGAACUUACUUGUACCGUUCACUGUUCAAUCUCGUAUUUAAUUGAACUAUAUUUAACUGUGAAGAAUAUCAGGUGGAAAGGGAAAAGACCUUUUCUUCAAAAUUUAAGAAGAAAUUAAAGUUUUUUUAAGGUAAUAGCUCACUGGAGAAACUUUAUAGAAAUUUCGGUUAACUAUGAACCUAUUUUGAGGCUACAGAUGGUGAAAUGAAUCUCAUAAAAAAAAAUCUUGCUCUCUCGGUGCCCGCACGUCCAAUUCAUCAAAGCCCGUCGUUCAUCCUAGAUCCCUUAGUUUCUCCAGACAUUCCCAUCAUCGACUCGAUCCCGUCAAGUAGAUUUUAAGCAGAGACAGUAUUUGAAUGGGGUUAUUGGAGGACGAAAGAAUUAUUGUUAAGUAACUGUAUUGAGUAGCGCGCGAGCGCGCGUCGCGUGUGUGCAGUGGCAAAAAACAAAAACAAAACAGAAAGGCAGCCUAAUUAUACGAGUGUAUGUACAAUGUAUCGAUGAGGUGCGAUCGAUCGUUCAUUUAAAAAACAAUCGUCCCUCUAAUUUAAAUACGAUUAAAAUAACAGAUAUUUAUUUUUCUUACUUUUAAGAUAAUGGAUCAGUUAAUUCGCCGAAAGAAAUGUUCUUACCGUUAAAUGCCGAAUUUGUUCAACUUGAAUUAAAAAUUGUUCUAAGUUAAUUUCAACUACUAUAUACUUGAAUUGACAUAAUAAUAAAGAUUGCCACUUUCGUGGCUGCGUAAACUUGAUACGCGAUGGCGAUUGAUCGCGUAUCUGUACAUCGAUGAGGCUCGAAGACUCUUCCAUUCGCUCGACCCGUGCACCUCGAUCGUUUUAUGUAAAAGCUUUUUGAGAAGCAGUAUGUGCAUGCGUUUAAAACGCGUUUAGCCGAAAAAUAUACAUGACAGAAGCGGAAUUAAAAAUUCCGAAGUUGAAUGAAUGCAGAGAUUAAAACCGAUAUCUCGAUAUCGACAAAGUUCUAAAAGACGAAAAAAGUUGAAAGAUAUCUAAAACAGAUAUCUAGAACCAGAUCUGAAAGAUCAGUAUUUCUUUUAAAUACCUCACGAUCUUCUUAAAAUAUCUUUACGGCAUCUUUUAAAUACUUUAAAUGUUUUGAAUAUAUUUUUAAUGAACACAAACUUUGACGCGAUAAACACGCAAAAACAAUCUACUCAAAUUAAUACAUAUUGUAUAAGAUUAUAAUUCACAAACUCAGAUUAUUAUUUGUAAAAAUUAACAAGAUUUUACAUUUUUCUUUUAUACUUGCAACAUCGAAAAUCUAACUUGUUAGAUAGUUAUAUCGGUUUCAGUUUUUGCGUGAGACUCGAACAUUAAUGAGCAAAUCAGGAAACAGAGUCCGCGAGACUGUCGCUUAAAGAAAAAUGCUCACGACGAUUUCAUUUGCGAUCGACUGAUUUCAAUCGUACUUAUAUUUAACGAACCGUAUUGAAGAUUUAUGACGAGAGAUGCGAGUUACAAAAGUUAUAAAAAGUCAAAGAAUAUUCGAACAGCAAUUCAUUUGUCAAAAAAACGAACGAACUGUUCGAAGGAGGGAAACUAAAAUAACGACACGUUCCUUAAAUCCAUUCCAAUACAAUUGUCGCGAUUAAUUAAUAAUUAAUAUUAAAAGAUUCGGCUCAACGUCACUUGUCGUCGUUAAAUUAGAUUAGUCUGUAUGCUUGCUUAGUUCGUGCGUAUAAUCCCAAAAUUUGGCGCUGUAAAUCGAAGGCAAAUAAGUUCGAAUGCCCGUUUCGUGAUACGGGAAUUUACCAUCUAAGUGCGUACUUACGGAAUCUUUUGGAAAGAUCUCAUUUUACAUUACAUUUUAUCGCAACCGGGGAUCGCUCUUUGAUACUACCGGUCGCGGAAUGAAGACAAGACAUUUGUAUGCUCAUCCUACAUAUCCCCAACUUUUUCUGAGCACUGCCUAAUCGUGCACAAAGGUACACUUGGUAAACGGGGUACUAUAGGGCCGAGCGCGAGCAAACUCGUACAUAAUUAACAUAACCGAAUUCCGUUCAGUUGAAAAAAAAAAAAAA
This is a messenger RNA of Temnothorax curvispinosus, 10944 nucleotides long. Its product is annotated as neural-cadherin-like. The transcript has 24 exons. Gene Ontology annotation, cellular component: catenin complex; plasma membrane. Gene Ontology annotation, biological process: homophilic cell-cell adhesion. Gene Ontology annotation, molecular function: cadherin binding; calcium ion binding. The record is from RefSeq and is a predicted model, not a curated record. The coding region runs from base 790 to 5925 and encodes 1711 amino acids. Lineage: Eukaryota; Metazoa; Arthropoda; Insecta; Hymenoptera; Formicidae.